AUGAAAACGCUCUUAUUGCUGCUGACUAUCGGAGGCACUCUCUGUCUCUCCGUCCACAAUUCUUACUAUCCUUACGACUACAACAAUAAACAGAACGGAAACAGUCACAGCAGUGCACUGAACCAGCUUCUAGCCAAAGCUCCCCCUCAAGCUAUCAACGCCUAUCUUCAAAUCGUACAGAACUUUUCCCAAUCACUCGCCUAUUUGAGGACAGCCUUUGAAAAUUGGGCUAAAACUUACGGACUUGAGCAAGAAUACAGAAGGUUUCUAGCAGCGUCGCAAAAGGAAAAUGAAGAAUUCAAAAGAGCCAUUAGUGAACUAUAUCCCAUGCUCACAAGGUUUCUCACUGACUACAUGAAAUAUGGAAAUGACAGGCGACAAUCAAUUAUGCUCGCCUUCAACAGAACCGCGUCACUGACAAAUAGAGCUGACAACAGACAAAAUGAAGUUGUUGAAUCCAUAAUAGACUUGUACCUCUCAUCAUUGGCUGGUGCUGGGACCAAUACAAGAGGUAAUGGAUACGCAGGAAACUCUGGCAGUUACUGGGCAGGCAACGGCAUGUACAAUGGAAACAACGUCAUAUACAAUGGACCUAAUGGCGGCGGACCAUCGAAUGGGUGGGGUUCAGGAGUCAAUGGAAUGGGAUACGUUGAUGUAAGAAUGCCUGCUGGAAACUUUGGUUACAACAACGGUAACAGCUACACUACUAAUCAGAGACAAAGUGGUGGAUGGAUUCCAAGCACUCUAGAAUGGCUUCACAGGCAAUAAGUAUGCAGCGAUGGACACCCUGCUCUGCUACUAGUUUGCGAACAGCCCUUUCCACUAUAAAUGUAUAAUAGAUAAUGUAACUACUUCCUACAUGAUUCUGUAUAGUCAG
Cylicocyclus nassatus is the source of this 877-nucleotide messenger RNA. The record is from the annotation of a GenBank genome assembly. Lineage: Eukaryota; Metazoa; Nematoda; Chromadorea; Rhabditida; Strongylidae.